AUGUGCAAAGUCAUCAUGAUCAAACAGGAAGCUGGUGGUAGUGAAAAGGAACAAGUUAAAUGGUCAGAAAUAAUGGAUUAUGCGUACAUCCAAGCGAUGAUUAAACAACAAGAGACACACAAUAGGGUCAAUGGUAGUUUCACACCAACUGCAUAUGCUCAAAUGGGGAAUUUCAAUGACGGGUUCUCUUGGAAUUCGUCUACUCAACUAAUAGAAGCGGAGGAAGAAGUAUGGGAUAAUUUAAUAAAAUCAAAACCUGAGGCUGUGUCGUUAAGGACAAAAAAGAUUGCAUACUUCGAUGAAAUGUUGGUAUUAUUUGCAAAGGAUAGGGCAUCUGGUGCACAUGCUGAGACAGCGAAAGAAAAAAAUGCCCGAUUAAAUAAAAAUGAAAAUAUUCAAGUUGAAACAAUUAAAGAAGUUGAUGACACGUUAGCUAACAAUGAAAUUCAUUUGGAGAACGAAUAUGUUGAUCUUGAUGAUAACAUUCAGGAUGUUAUUCCACCUCCUUUUUCACAAGAACAGUCUUCAUGUGCAAAGAAGUGUAAGAGUAAAAAGAGGAAAUUUGAAGACGACGAAGAAGAAGAAGAUAUUAACUCAAAGAUAAUGAAAUCGGUUGAUAAUGUGGUUGGUGCUAUCAGAGAGGGUAAUAUAAUUUUUGAUAGAGCUUAUCCUCGGGAAUAUACAGGGGAAGAAAUUUAUAGAGAAUUGGAGUUGGUGGGUUUGGAACCCCAUGAAUUACCGAGGGCUCUAAAUAUUUUGGCAACAAAUCAAGCAAAAGCUAGGAUAUUGUUCAGUUGUCCCCUUCAGAUACGGAUGUGUGUCCUCAAAGAUAUGAUGGGUGCACAUGAUUAA
Lactuca saligna is the source of this 852-nucleotide messenger RNA. NCBI's taxonomy places the organism in Eukaryota, Viridiplantae, Streptophyta, Magnoliopsida, Asterales, Asteraceae. The record is from the annotation of a GenBank genome assembly.